AAGGUUUCUUCAGAUGAUCAGCCCACAACAAAGGUCACGCAGGGAGAUUCGCACCUCUGGGGCCCGCACUGCUGAUACCACAAGAAGACACAAAUUCACACGUUCCAGGACCAAAACAUCCCCACUUCCUGCAACGACACAGAACGAUACGAAGCAGACUCUCAGACUCCCUCCUUCAGACUCCCUGUUCUUGACAGCAGCCCGUGAGGGUAAAGAAGUGUGGAGAGCCUACAAACAUCGCCGUGGAUCGGGACAUAUCUUCAGGGUUGUCAGAAUGGACAGACCAAGCUCAACGGACUCUCUCAUGCUGAGAUCUCUCGUUGAUCGCUAUCACGACUUAGUGUCUUCCCAGAAAAUACGCAGAAGUGAAAGAAGUUUUGAAAACGAGACUAAAGACUGUUUGUCAGAGGAUGACAGCGGAGAAACUGGAGAAUCAAAAUUUUCUCAGCGUCACAAGAAUGAACCCAAAUGUUCUUGCAGUGCACAGGGAAAUUCCAAACUUAGCGAGUUAAGCACAGCAGUUGCAAAUGAAGUAUGCACGAAAUCCUCUAGAAUGAAAGAUUCUCACAUGGACUCCAUGGCAAACAUGAUGCCUUUGUCUCAGUUAGACAGCAGUAGUAAAAAUGUGUACAAUGGUAGAAAGACUAGAGGUGAACUUUUAAAAAUGAGAAGAAACGAACUGCAACAGGCUACACAUAUUUCCAAGGCAGUAAUAUCCAACAAGACGACCUCUCCAACCCCCGUAAAAGUAAUGGGUAGUAUCAACGAUGACAGUGACAGUGAUUCAAAUGCUUCCAACAAAUAUGCCAAGAGAGAUGUAAGUUUUGGGCAUGAAUGCUUUGAUGAAGAAACAAUCUCCCGGAGAAGAAAGUCUUUGACAGAGGACAGAUCGACCAAAGAAGCGGAACAUGGGGCAAAUGCCGAAUCUAGAAGCCUCAGUAAGCUAUCUCGCUGCAGCAACGUGAGUAUCAGAUUAAUAGACCACCUGAACAAAGCAGUGAUGUUACCAUCAGAUACUAACAACGAAAUCAUGAAUCAGAAAGAAAAGGUCAAAGUUUUCAGCACCGAAGCAUGGCCAUUAAGUAACAAUACUUGUGAGCAAAUCCCCAACUUGAAGGACGCUUUUGAAGCUAAGCACAGUGACUAUGCAAAGAAAGUACUCCAAGAACAAAAUACGGACGUCAUUGGUAAAGGGGAUUCGCGUUGGUCAUUCCAACCCAUCACACCGGAAUCGUCUAGUGGGGACACAUCUCGUACUUCCGCUAUUGGGAUUGCCAGUUUGACAGAAAUCGACUAUAGUCCCACUUUGCCAAGUUUAAGUGCAGAUUCUCCCCAGUCCAUUGACUAUACGGAGUUAUCAUUUUCAGAUAUUCAACAGAUUCAACGCUCAAAGCUUCGCCCAACCUCACCAACCGUUGGUCAAGAAGAAGAGAUUUUAAAUGAUAUUUUCAAAAUUACUAAGAAAACAGAAUCUGAUAUUCUGCCAGGAAGAAAGCAAUUUUCACCAUCUAGGAAGAAACUGAAGUCAGCUCUAACAUCAAACUAUACGUCUAGUGUGAUCGAGUCUGCGAGUAUGAGGAAGAAAUCACCUUCUGUAAUGCAUAAAGACGCCGCUUGUCAGUACUCUCCGCCUUUUUCUGAACAGACCAGAAGAACUUUGCAAGAAAUAAUCCCUCUUGACAAUUCAGCUAAAAGUGGAUCUCUGGAGCUGUCACUGAAUGCAAAGAGUAAACCUGAUAAGCAAUCUAACAAACAGAAAGCGAAAAAGACUUACGUGCCUUUCAUUUUCUACUCCGAUUCAGAAAGCGAUUUAAACUCCGGUACUGUCGUGGACAGCAUCAACAAACAGAAAGUUAAACUGAUGGACAGAGAAUCGGACGAUUCGAUGGACCUUUCUAGAUAUUCGGGUGUAAACAGUCCAAGUGUGGUUCCAAAAUGUUUCCAAGCUCCUCGCAAUACAAACACAUGUUGCUGUCAUAAUUCGGACUCUAAAUAUAGAACAAAGCCCCGAAGUUGUGAAGAAAAAAUAUACCAUGACAGUCAUCAGGGAACCUGUGGCAAACAACAACUCUCCAAAGAAAAACAGGGGGAUCCUUGUUUAACUUCUAGACAAAAAGAAAAUGUGUCUCUCUCUGGUUCUUAUAAAAACCUGAAUUACUCAAACAUGAGCGACAGUGAAAGCGUCGCUGGAAUGACUACCAUGAGUCCCUCAAGGCCGCCUCGUAGCGUUUUCUCUGAAAUGGACUCCAUUCUGACGUCACAAAGGACGCCCAUGACGCUCAGAGAACUCCAGACGAUGGUGGCUGAGUCCAAGCAAAAUAGUCACUUCACCCUCAGUCAGAACAUCAACACCAACUACGAACAAUUUGACCUCCAGAAGGAACUGGUCUCUAACUGCGAGAACUCUAGUACUUUUAUAGGAGAAUAUCUGCUGAAAUUAUGGCGUAGUCAGUGCCUCUGUGAUGUCCAAGUGCAGGUGGGACAAGACUGUUUCAUGGCCCACAAGUUGGUCCUGGCUGCCUUCAGUGAUGUGUUCUGUCCGACGACACCCCAGCCUCCUCCAUCAGUCUGCUUCAACAUUCCCGACAGCUCGCCAGAGGCGGUCUACCAGAUCUUCAGGUACCUGUACACAUCCAGCAUGGAGUUACGUGAUGAACUCUUAGAAGCCACGCUUAGCGCUGCCUUGUUCAUGGGCAUUACAGAGGUAGUGGACGUGGUGAAGGACAUUCUCGAAAAACCUACAGUGGAAAAUGUUACGCUGUAUCUCAACAUCAAAAACAAAUUCGGCAUGAGGUCCAGUUUCAUGGACUACCCAGAACUUAUGCACAAAAACUUCAAGGAAUUAGCGAAAUCUCCAGAGUUUUUGGAGGUUUCAGUAGACGACAUCGAACGAGUACUGCAAGACCCAGAUGUUCUCGUGGACUCUGAACUGGACACUGUUCGAGUGUUGGCCUCCUGGGUGGAGUACAAUCUGUUCACACGUUGCACCCAUCUGCCUCGACUCCUGGCCCUCAUUAACUUUGAGUGUAUCAGCCCAGCGACUAUUGCGACUCUGCAGCCUCAUCGGCCAAGUUCACCCCCGGCUCCUUCAUGCUACAAGUGGCAAAUUCGGAAGGGAGCCAAAUCUUGGGUGAAGACACUGAUAGAGAAUCUCACAGAAUACGUUUCAGUCAAAAGAAAGAGUCUAAAGAGUCCAAUUUGAAAUCAACUGUUGGUCAUGACGCAUCACACGAGGACAAAAGUACCAAUUAUACUGGUGGCUCUGCCGGGCUGCGCUCGAAGCAAGGUAGUAGAGGAAACCGUGAAGAUAAUGGUAAAUCUACCCGGUCUCAGAGCAGUGGGAAAGUCCCGAGGACGAAGCCAAACAGCAAGUCAGGGCUAAGAACACGACAGAGGCACCCAACAGCCGUCCCCAAUGAACGUUAUCCUUCGAGAGCGAGCAGGAGGUCGGCAAGGCGCCCUCUAAGAAGAGACAGUUCUCCUGAUGCCUUGUGCAGGAGCUCUAAGUCGUAUCGAUCACCGUUCAGGCAUACAGGACGGUAUAUGAACAACAACAAUAACGUUUCUCGAGUAAAAGGCGAUUCUGCAAAGCGAGAGAACGAAAAGUAUGGAUGUCCUGAAAAUCUGAGCAGCCGAUUGCUGAAGAAUGCAGGCACAGGAGUCGGACCAGAAAAGUCAAGCCUUUGUGAUUGCAUUACCGGCAAUAUUGGUAUGGAAUCUUUAAAUGUUGAAGAGUACAAGAAUAAGACAUUAGUCAGAGAAGAAAUACGUAUCCCAUGCAACAGUGGAUUACCAAGGUCAUUGGAUCCAGCAAACAAGCACAGUGAGGGUAGAGGAGGUAAUAGUCUGUCCUGUUUUCGAUCGAGCCCGACUAGUACGAAUUACAAAGUACGGUGCGCUUCAAAUUUAAUUGCAUUACAACGCCACGAAGAGACUUUAAAAUUUAAAGAAACCAAUUGCAUGAAAAUAAGCACACAAAAGCUGAACUCAGCAUCUUCUCUGGGACACAAUGACCGAAUUUCAGCUUUCAAAACAUAUGUGGCGCCAAGGGAAUCAAAGUCAAGUGUAACCGUUGAAAACCAGAAGUGUGCUCCUAAUAUGUCAAUGAACGGAUGCAGUAUAUUAGAUCUUUUCCCUCCAAUUGAACAUGAAUCAGGGAAUAACAAUAACUCGCACGGCGUAGAGUCUGAAGAUGUAGAUCACACAAGCAGUAUCCAAUACUUCCAGGAGGUGAGGGAAGUCAGUCUAUCCAGCAGGUCAUCUCAUCAUGAAAUCCAAUUUCCUUUGAAUAUUCAUGUUUCGAAAGGGAGGGCUAAAGAUUACGAUACCAGCUCAGAGUUACUUGAAAUAAACUCAUACCUUAACCUAGAGCCUUCUAACAAUUGCCCUGAAAGCUCAAAGGGAAUGAAGAAAGUAUCGAAAGCAAAUGUGGACAACCACCAUAGUAUGUGACGAUAAUUAUGGCGAGAUACUGGUUAUUUUGUUCUAAGCUAAAGGGGGGUAACUAGUGUAUAACUAAAUCAACUCAAACGACAACACGGGUUAUCAUGUGUAUACUAUCGGGAACAGAUUUUCGGAAAGCAAACGACACUUUGAAAAUGACGACCCACUUUGUUAUCUUUUGCUUCAUAUUCUAGAAGUUAGGGGUGCAGACGCAGUACGUAGUGACAUGAGCCUAAUCGGGCUACUCAGCAGCCGAAGAGAGUGGUACUUCUGAAAAAAGGAGAAAUCUGGAGUUGUAGCGUCUCCUUGCUUUGGACCUUCAGCUCUUUAUGUAAACAACAUACUUUUUUUCUGAUAUAAAGGACAAGACGUGUUCUCAUAGAAAAACAGAAUAAAAUUGGUUCGGCCACCUAGGCUGUUACGAAAUGUCACCUAACCAGCCAGCCUCGAGAGCCUAUAACACCAAGUACUCGGGCUAUAAAGGACGAGGUAAACCAAGCAAAAGAUGGAUUAAGGGAGUCAAGGAAACCCUGCAAAAUUAUAAUAUCCCAUUGAAAGAGCCGCAGAGCUGAUCUACCAUAGAAAACGGAAUCUUCCCUUGACCCUUUACGGCAACAGAGGAUGGAAAAGUAAAGAAAAGUAAAAGUUGCAUAGGUUAAGACUAACAACUGAAACAAUUUAGAUCUUUUCCGAUUACUCUCUGCCAACAAUUUCUUCAAAACGAGGUUGAGAUGACUAUUGCUAUUCUUCAAUAAUCUCUUUGAAUUUUAAAUCAAUACAAUUUUAACUCUUUUUAAUUGUGAAUCGAGCACUCCUGUAUUCUGCUGUGGCGGCUUUGUGUAUUUGUCCACUUUGGAAAGUAUUUCCGAGUGAGUACUCUUUUUAUCCUCAAUUAAGUUAUAAAGACAUUAUUUCUCUGUUACAAAUUCCUCCUGCUGAUAGUUUUUCACAACGUAUCCACAUUUUCAUGAUGAUCAUCGUCCUGGAAUUCACUAAAUCGCUGUAAUGUAAUGUCCUUGAUUGAUGUGUUAUUCUUCUUUUCUAAGUAGGCCUAAACCGUAGAAUGGGAGGGGACAAGAGCUACAGUAUGCUUAGUGCUAUUUGAUUAUUGUUGCUCGAGAUCACUUUGAUGUCGAAUCCUUGAAAACGGGACAGCAUUUGCGAAAGAUACUACUCGCACCUUGUCCUUCCUCUUCAAAGUGUCAGUGUCGAAUUAAAAAAAAAUAUUGAUAAAAAAUGUAAGUGGUUGCUUCAUUUUUGCAUUACUGAAUGAACAAAAGAGCAAAAGCAUCAUUACAACUUACAUCUUAACGUUAACGAGAGAAAAAUAAUCUUUGUCAAAACCUCACAUGUGCCCUUUUAGUUUGAUGUCAAAUCAAUCAAUCGUAUUUCGCAUUCUCACCGAAACGCAAAUGAUUUGUAGAAAGUUUCUGUUCUGGUUCUAGUCAUUAGGAAUAAACACUUAUGUGGAAGCAGCUAGUCUGGAUUUCUUGGAAAAUUCUAUUUUUUAAAUUUUGAAAAUGAAUAUUCUGAUGAGAUAGUAGUCCAGGCUGGUGUUUAGUAUACGAGUAAAAGUAUUAUUAAUAGAUAGCAUUUGUAUAG
Aplysia californica (California sea hare) is the source of this 6045-nucleotide messenger RNA. RefSeq lists its product as uncharacterized. NCBI's taxonomy places the organism in Eukaryota, Metazoa, Mollusca, Gastropoda, Aplysiida, Aplysiidae. Gene Ontology annotation, molecular function: protein binding. The record is from RefSeq and is a predicted model, not a curated record.